Linum trigynum is the source of this 1626-nucleotide messenger RNA. The record is from the annotation of a GenBank genome assembly. NCBI's taxonomy places the organism in Eukaryota, Viridiplantae, Streptophyta, Magnoliopsida, Malpighiales, Linaceae.
CCCUACUAAGGUUUAUACUUGGACCUUAGGAGGGAAUUAAUUGUGAUAUUCGGAGCGAGUCAAGUUUUUUGCGCCAUUGUCGGGGAACACAGUCUGUUAUCUUGAAAAUGUUGUUUGGUGUUAAUCUAGCUUUUAAUUUCUAGUUUUGAAAGUGUGUCUGCUUUGCUUUUUCUAGACUUGGUGUUGUUUUCUAAUUGUCUGUAGGAAGAUGCAUGACCCGGAGCAAUCCAACACCUUUGCUACCACGUGACGAGGACAUAAACAGAACUCUCCGACUCCUAGCACGGGAGAGGGAGAUAGCGGAGGAAAGGAGGAGAAGUGAAGAAAGGGGACAACAAUUUGGUCCCGGUGUUAGUGGAGUAGAAGUUGAAGAAGUGGAAGGUGAACCCGACAUUGGAGUAGAAAUGGCGGGGAACCAAAGAGAAGCAGGAGCCGCCCAAGCUCAUAACCUAAACGAUGCAGAGAUGGAAAAGGAAUCCCCGAGGACAAUGGGAUACUAUAUGGCCCCACGGCCGGAGGACAUUCAAUAUCCAAUCAUACACCCUCCCGUGGCGUCCAACAAUUUCGAGUUCAAGCCGGCUCUAGUGACCAUGAUACAUAACAAUGCUUUGUUCCACGGUCAUUCGACUGAGUCACCAAGAGAGCAUGUGCAAAGAUUCAUGGAGCUCGCGGGGAUCUUGAAAAUCAAUGGCAUGCCAGCUGAAGCUUUGCAGCUGAGGCUUUACCCCUAUUCACUUUCGGGGAAAGCACUCUGGUAGCUAAAUAAUAGCCCCCCUCGUUCAAUCACCUCAUGGGACGAUCUUCUCAACAAAUUCAUGACCCGCUACUGCCCGCCUUGGAAGACGGCCGAGUGGAGAAAGAAGAUUACCCAUUUCGAGCAAGAAGAUGACGAGACCACUCCGGAGGAGCAAGUCAAUUUUGUGGCAAAUGCUAGGGAUAAUAACCCGUAUAGCAAUACUUAUAAUCCCGGAUGGAGGAACCACCCCAAUUUUUCUUGGUGACUAAUCUGAGGCCCCCGGGUUUUCAAGGCCCCACAAGCAAUUAUCAACCUCGACCAACCUUCAUCCAACAAAGUCCUCAAGUCCAAAGCUCGAACUUCCAACAAACAUAUCUCGCACAAGGUGGUCAAGGGUUUCAACGACAACAACAACUCGACAAGCUAUCCAAUCUUGAAGACCUAGUGAACACCUUUGUGAGCACGAGUGCUCAAAGGUUCGAGAAGGUUGAGCAAUUUAUGAAUGUGGCGACUUCCAAGUUUACCUCGGUGGAGGCGGGACUCCGAAGCCAUCAAGCGAGUCUCCAAAGCUUGGAAGCGGGAUACUCACUGAGAGACCAAAGGGAGCCCUACCAUCCCAAACCGUGGUGAACCCCAAGGAUCGUGUCGGGGUGAAUACAAUUCAAGUGGGAAGUGGAAAGGUGACUCCGCGCGUCGCCGCUAAAGAAGUGAUUGAGAAGGAAAGGGAGAAAAGCAGCAAGUAAGGCAUCGCCGACACCAACUCCGGUGGUUGAGAACAGGCCACCUCUUCCUUUCCCCAAGCGAAUGUACAAGGAGAGGUUGGAGAACGAGUGUGGAGGUUUUAUGGAAAUGCUCCGCAACCUCCUCCUCAAUAUACCUUUCCUUAAAGC